This is a messenger RNA of Brassica oleracea var. oleracea, 1205 nucleotides long. RefSeq names its product WAT1-related protein At4g16620-like. Gene Ontology annotation, cellular component: plasma membrane. The transcript is spliced from 5 exons. The record is from RefSeq and is a predicted model, not a curated record. Bases 267 to 1058 code for a protein of 263 amino acids. NCBI's taxonomy places the organism in Eukaryota, Viridiplantae, Streptophyta, Magnoliopsida, Brassicales, Brassicaceae. Gene Ontology annotation, molecular function: transmembrane transporter activity.
GCAUUUCCCAAAGAGUUAUACUACAUAAAACCAAUGCAGUGCAUGUACACAUGUCUUCGAAAGGGAAGAAGUGAGAUUUUAUAGAGAGCAAGUUUCAACUUCAAGUAAACGCAUUCCCAUAAGGAAUAAAAGCACCGAAGAGAUAAAGUGUCUCUCUGCUUUUUUCAGUUCCUCCACGAAAAUCGAAAACUCGUGUUGUGUUCUAACUGAUUCCGCUGUAUUGUUCCUUUUGUUUUCUCAAAAUUUCUGUGUUUUUUUGGUGACAAAUGAUGAAGAGAGAGACGUUAAAAGAAGUUGGAAUAGUCGGAGGGUUGGUCGGAGCUCAGGUGAUUUACGCUGGAAACUCGGAGGUACUGAGCCAGGUCUUGUCUCUUGGAGUUGAUCCACUUCUUGUUGCUAUCUUCUGCACCUUUGCAUCAUUUCUUCUCAUCAGUCCUCUUUCUUUUCUCCUUGAAAGGGAAGUGUGGCCCAGAAGUCUAAGUUUCAAGUUGAAGACAAAACUGGUUUUGGUUUCUCUUGUUGGAGUAACUCUGUUCCAGUGGUUAUUCUUUGAAGGAAUGAAACACACCUCUGCAUCAAUGGCUACAGCUAUGCCUAAUCUCGCUCCUGCUUUCAUUUUCGUCAUCGCUUGGGCUACUGGGAUGGAGAAAGUGAAGCUAAGUUGUAUGUACAGUAGAGUUAAGAUGGGAGGGACCGUGUUAUGUGUGAUGGGAGCUCUCAUUAUGAGCUUAAUGCACAGUACUAAAGCCACCUCUAGCUCGCUCAAGGCUCUGCCUAUUGUCCCUGACGACGUCGCUUUGGACAAAGAGAAGAUCUUAGGUUGCCUCUGUCUCUUCCUUUCCAUCUGCUGUUUGUCCUCAAGUCUUGUCCUCCAGGCAUCCAUACUGGUCGAGUUCCCGGCGCCUGUCUCUAUGUUUUCAGUGGUGACUUUGAUCGGUGGGUUCACCACGGUAGCUUUGCAGUAUGUUGUUAAGGGGAGUAUGGAUAUGGGAAGUGCAUCAGUAAUCGGUCUCAAGAACCUUGUGGGAUACGCAGUGCUGGUACAUAUAUUCCUCUAAAAUAUAAUGUAAAGCCCCCCUUGUAUUGAUCAAACACGAUGGGUAUAUAUACAAAUAGGAAUGGCAUAACCUAGCUAGGAAUAGGAAACUUUAGAUUAGCCUAAAUCCCUAAGAUAUGGGAAUUGUACAUUAUUAUCAUUAUCCCUU